Messenger RNA from Condylostylus longicornis, 511 nucleotides. RefSeq lists its product as uncharacterized. The record is from RefSeq and is a predicted model, not a curated record. The transcript has 3 exons. Lineage: Eukaryota; Metazoa; Arthropoda; Insecta; Diptera; Dolichopodidae. Bases 197 to 511 code for a protein of 104 amino acids.
UAUAAUCGUCGUUAAGUUUAUUAUAAUUUUACAAAGCUGUCAGAGCAGCACUAAACCACAAUUUCAGCAAGUAAUCAAAACACCAUGUCUGACUGGAGCAUUAAAAAUCUUUAAAGGUGAAGAAGGUGCACCCGGCAAACGUAAUAAAUGGCAAGGAACUGUUUUCUUAGAGAAAUGGCCAAAUGAAGACCAUAUUAUGUUAGAGUUACAUUUAAGCCAUAAUGCUAAUUUAAGUUUAGGAGACAAGUCCAGUAAACUAAUAUCAACAAAAUAUAUUCACAGAAUUAACAUGACCGAACCAACAUCAAUUGUAAAACAAAUUCACUUUGAGAUUGAUGGAAAACCAGAUCUAGGAUUUCCUGAACCAAUUGGGCUAUACCUAAAUGGUUUUGAUAUCUGUAAUUGUACUAAACAGUGUUUUAAUAAAGAUGAUCAUGACCCAAUGAUAAAUAAUAUGUAUGCUACCAAAGUUUCAAACUCAGUUACAACUUCUAAGGCAUGUACAAAGUGA